AUGGGGCCUGGCUCUAUGUCGAAGCUACUGCUAGCGGCCGUCCAGCAAAACAAGUUCUUCAGCUGCCACACCUUCGUGGAGCAGGAAACGGACUCGCCGCUGCUGUCUCUCCCUCUUGAACUGAUAGCGAGUGCUGUGCGGGGCUCUAUGAGCUUCCUGCUGGACACCGGCAGCAGGCAGGCGGGAGAGGUGGAGGGUCCUCGGUCAGCAGCAGCAGCAGUAGCAGCGUCAGAGCAGGAAGAGGCAAGGCUUCUCAAGUCCCAAGUAUCUGAAGACCUCCGUACUUUCUUUGCGUCCGUCGGGGGGCUGCAGAGCCUCAUGCAGGACAUUGCUCCCGCAGUAUUCAGGGCAGGCGUCAGCGAGUCCGUUGACUUCCUGCUACGGCCUGAGGAGCUGUACGGAGAUCUCGGCUGCGUUGAAGAGGGGACGAGGCCCCUACGCGACGCCGCAGUGGCGUUGCUGGAAGACUGGCUGGCGCAGGGGCUGCUGGGGCCGGCCUUUCUGCUUCGCACCAUUUUCGCGGCGAGUGCCUCUUUAGAGAAGCUGGCAGCACAACCAGCAGCGGGCGCAGCAAAUGCAAGCGCAGCAGCAGUUGCAUCUGUGGCUGCAGCAGCGAGUUCCACCUACCUAUCCCAAGUCCAGGAGGCUGACGGGCUCCUAGCUCUUUUGGCUGCGUCGCUGCAGGGGGCUAUCCGUGCAUGUAUAUUUGAACCGGACCAGCAGGAGGAGCAGCAAGGGCAGCGACAGCCACUCGAGCAGCGGCGGCAGGUGGCUGUUCAGGUUCUAGGGGCCGACGGCGCUGCACCCUACGACUCUGCCGUCACGCAGCAGCAACUCCAGCAGAUACUGCAGCAAUUCAGUCAUCUGUCGCGCCUCUUACGAUGGCUUAUCACCACGGGUCCGUUUGCUGCUGCAGUGGCAGCAGCAGCAGCAAACAAAGAUCAAGAAGCAGCAGCAGCCCUUGCUAUUGUUGCUGCGCGCUGCUGCGCUGUGCUGAAGUUGUUGCUGCGAAUACAUUCCCGCGUAUCUCCAGCUGACUUCCGAGAGGCUCUAUCAGGCUUGGUGGAGGAGUUGCUUGUCCCACAGCCCCUUAUGAAAGUGCUGGUUAACCGUCACACUGCCUUGCAGCAGCAGAAAGUGCUGCUACAGCAGCAGCAGCAACAGCUUCAGCUGGAGCAGGUGCUAGUGCAGCUGCAAGCGACAGAAACCCUUGUGGAGACUGCGCUCACAGCUCCACUGUUCGAAGCCGUAACAAACUGCGUGCAAGUUGGGGCUCUAAGUGUGGCUAAGGCAAUGAUCAACCGUAGCGCUGAGCAGCAGGAGUUUCUGGAGCGAGGACAGGAGCAGGAGGCACAACAAGAACAACAUGGGCAGCUGAAAUUGCCAUAUAGGGAGCUGCAGAGACCUUUUCUGCUGCUUUUAGCGCAGAGCAACCGCAGUCUCUGGAGCAGCAGACUGUUGAAGAUGCUGCUGCUGCUGCAGUCAUGCGGCCGCGAGGAGCAGCAAGAGCAGCCCCUGCACGAUAGUUUCUUUGACUUCUCCGACCUGCCGAACUACGGCAACGUGGCGUAUCUGCGCCGCAUUAUUAUGCAGAGUGACAGCAGCAACAGCAGCACUAGCAGCAGCGGGGGCGAGCUCCGGUGCUCUCAAGUGUACGAGCAGCUGCUUCAUCAGUUCAAAGCAUACAGCAACAAUGAAGGACUACAGCUGCAGUUGCUCACAUUUUUGCAUGGCGCGCUGCUGAUGGGACGCCCAGAAGUGUCUUUACAUCUGCCUCCGGGGAUACUGCCCGUGCCAACCUUGCCCUUGGGGCUGUUAACUGCAGCUCUUCAGGCUUGCGGAUGGGCAAUGGGUGCUGGCUCCAAUCCAGACGGAUCUUAUUUUUUCUGGUUUCUCUCCCCGUUCAUGUCUCUCGCGCUGUCUUUGUCUGCCGCUCGUCUGCCCGCCCCUGCCGUGUCUACUGCAGCACCUACCAACGCAUUUCUCAUCAUGCGUCUGCCUUUCUAUCUGUCUUUCCGUCUGAUCUCCGCAGCCCCUGCAGAGCCAUCGGGAGCAUUGCAACGCUGCGGUUUCCGCAUGCUCAUUGGAGUCCUCAGAGCGGCGGACCCCCUGCGCCACUCGCAGGAGGAGGUAAUGCUGCUGCUGCAACUCAUACCAGCGAUCGCCGACCUGCGCCUGAAAGUCGCCGAACCACAGCGGCCGUUGCUGUUGCUCUGUUUGUUAGAGUCAACAGCUCUGUGCAUCGCUAUAGGGGCUGCUCCGCUGGCACCCCCCCAAAUACGGCAGAUGGCGGGCUCGCUCUUGCCCUUGUUAUAUUCCUCUGCAGAGACUCGGCUGGUCCAGAGCCCAUGCUUAGGUAAAGUGGUGCAGCAGCAGCUGAGCGCAUGCGCGAUGCUGGUCUUGCAGCUGCUGCUGCUGGAUCGCGGGGAUUGGCCCUUGCUGGAGAAAUUGUUGCAGCGGGCCUUGGCAGCUACAGCUUCGCGUGCACUGUUAAGUCUGGAGGGGGAGGGAGCGCAGGCAGUCUGUGGCAGUUUCCCUGUGCUGUGCUGCUGGGGCCUGCGGUACCCUCUUGCAUUUGUUGCUGCUGCUACAGCGGCGCUUGCGGCAACUGCAGCAGGGGUGAGGCAGGAGCUCAUGGGGCCGCUCAUGUUUGCAGCAGAAGAGGUGCAAAUCAACGAGCUACUCCUCAGGUUUGCUACUGCGAUGCUAUCCACCAAACGUGCCGCUUACUUUCGUCUCGUGGCCGUCGCGUUCGUAGCUCUCUCUGUGCGCAUUAUUUCACGUGCCUUAUCCUUCACGCCCUCGCUGGCUGCUGCGGGUGGAAGCAGUACCUGUACUUCCGAGCUGCUGAUGCAGAUCUCAGGGCUGCACAUGGAGCGGUGUGCGGCUACUCUCGAGGCCGCCGUCCAGCUCAUUGCAGGCGCUGCAGUGACUCACAGCAGCAGCAGCACGAAUAGUACACCACAGCAUUCACCUUCAGCUGGGGAGAGACGGGGAAAUCUAAUGGGGGACCCCGAAGCUUUGGUGUCUGCACACUUGGAGAGGCAGCUGCUGUCUCUGAGCGGCGAAGCAGCAUCCAGCGCUUCGGCUGCAGCGGCUGCGUUGCAGCAGCCAGCGUGCCCUCCGCCUGAAGUGAGGCGGUGUCUCGCGCUGUUGCAUAUCAGCCUUAGCGGGGCCUCUCUAAACAAAGACGACUGGAAGCAAGGCCUAGUCUGGUUGCUUGAGGAUGCCGUUAGCACGGCGAGAAGUUGUUUCGUGGCGCUGCGCUGCGUUUCUUCGGGAGCCCCCCUGGCGUACCCUGGAGGACCGGCUCAAGCGAAUUGCAUUCUAGAAAGGCCUCUCAGCGAGGCUCCUCUGGGCUUCCCUACUCCGGCCUCAGUUGCGGCGUGGAGCAAUCAUUUGAGUCCCGAAGCGCGGGAUGCCCUUGCUGUGCGCCUCAACGGCAUCUCGCAGAUGUGGGGGGAGUUCCAACAGUAG
This is a messenger RNA of Eimeria mitis, 3477 nucleotides long. RefSeq lists its product as uncharacterized. NCBI's taxonomy places the organism in Eukaryota, Apicomplexa, Conoidasida, Eucoccidiorida, Eimeriidae. The coding region runs from base 1 to 3477 and encodes 1158 amino acids. The transcript is spliced from 10 exons. The record is from RefSeq and is a predicted model, not a curated record.